Messenger RNA from Cylicocyclus nassatus, 344 nucleotides. Lineage: Eukaryota; Metazoa; Nematoda; Chromadorea; Rhabditida; Strongylidae. The record is from the annotation of a GenBank genome assembly.
GUUUCAGGUUUCAAGUUUUCUGCGAAUGCACUUUCCAACCGUCAGCGUCAGCUGUGUUUUCCUCUGGAUUCGUCGUCGCUUACAUGGAUUUGAGUGUUCUCAUGCACGAAGUGCACUGAUCAUCGACAUAUUCCUCAGACACAUUCCUCAUCGACACUUUAUCGGACUUCGUCGAACCGUUUUCGGCUCGCCGGUGAGUCUGAGGCGAAGUCUGUGGAAAAUCUUCUCAACGGGGCCGUCAAGCGCUGCAAGGACAUUUCCAUAGUGUCUACGGGUCUACCUGAAUCUCCCUCAAUCCAAAAAUUUCGCCUAACCCAGCUGUUUGCAAAAACAACUGAGCAUAG